Colletotrichum acutatum is the source of this 531-nucleotide messenger RNA. RefSeq lists its product as uncharacterized. NCBI's taxonomy places the organism in Eukaryota, Fungi, Ascomycota, Sordariomycetes, Glomerellales, Glomerellaceae. The record is from RefSeq and is a predicted model, not a curated record. The transcript has a single exon. The coding region runs from base 1 to 531 and encodes 176 amino acids.
AUGCUCUGCGCACACCUCAUAAGCAUGCUCCUCAGUCCCUUCCGACCAUGCGAGGGCAUCCCAACCUUUCAAGAAGAAUACCGCGGCACCUACGCCCCGAACUUCAUCGAAGCCUGGCACGGCCCGCAGAUCGUGGCACCGGAUACCCCCUACGUCGCAGCGGCGGGCAAAAACAGCUUGUACUUCAUCGACAGCCGGUUCGAUUCCGACGUCGCAGAGCACAUAAAAACGCAGAUCGAGAGGGCGACUGUGGUGGUGGGGCCGGAGGAGGUCAUCGCUAUCGACGAGAUUGAAGCGACGGCGGAAGUGAGAAACAGCGUGACGGGGGAGACGGUGUUUGUGUUUGAUUCGGCGUAUGCGAGGGUGCUUUUUGCGAGGGGGAUUAAUAGGCGGAAUCCGAAGAUUCAGCUGCCUGAGCUUGAGCUUGCUGGGGAUUGGUUGGUGACUUAUGAGAGUGGUCUGGCGGCGAAGAGGGAGGAUCGGCAGACUGGAGGGGAGAGAAAUAGCGACUCGUGGUCUCAUAAUUCAUGA